This is a messenger RNA of Solanum verrucosum, 846 nucleotides long. Its product is annotated as rhodanese-like domain-containing protein 14, chloroplastic. The coding region runs from base 86 to 793 and encodes 235 amino acids. The record is from RefSeq and is a predicted model, not a curated record. Lineage: Eukaryota; Viridiplantae; Streptophyta; Magnoliopsida; Solanales; Solanaceae. The transcript is spliced from 6 exons. Gene Ontology annotation, cellular component: chloroplast.
UUCCAGACACAUCAAGUUUGCAUCUUUCAAUCUGUGCUACAAUAAUUAGAAAUCAUCAUCUAUAGCAUCUAACAUUAAUUAAAAAAUGGCUGCACUAACUUCAGUUAGCGCAGGCUCAACUUCUGCUUCUUUGCAGCAUCGAUUUCAUUCUGUAACAUAUUCAACUCCCACAGAAUUAGCAUCUGUUACAUGUAGCUUAGCUACCACAGUUAAGAGAAGAUCAUUCUCCUUGAGGCACAACCCUUCAACAACCCUCAGAAUCAGAUGUGCUGCUACUAAACCUGCUAAAUCACCAGCUGAAGAAGACUGGUCAACUAAAAGAGCUUAUUUGCUUGAGAAAAGGGUAAGGAGUGUAGAGGCAAAAGAAGCAUUCAGACUUCAGAAAGAGAACAAUUUUGUGAUUCUUGAUGUACGACCUGAGGCCGAGUUCAAAGAGGCUCAUCCAGAAGGAGCUAUUAAUGUCCAGAUAUACAGACUAAUAAAGGAAUGGACAGCAUGGGACAUUGCUAGGAGGGCUGCAUUCGCCUUUUUUGGCAUAUUUUCUGGAACUGAAGAAAAUCCUGAAUUCUUACAACUUGUUGAAUCAAAAAUAAAUAAGGAUGCAAAGAUAAUAGUCGCUUGCUCAUCCGGUGGUACAAUGAAGCCUACCCAAAAUCUUCCCGAGGGCCAACAAUCAAGGUCACUUAUUGCUGCAUAUUUGCUAGUUCUGAAUGGUUAUACUAAUGUAUUUCAUUUGGAGGGAGGAAUCUAUAACUGGUACAAAGAAGAAUUACCAACAGCUUCAGAAGAAUGAAGUUCAACCACCUAAACUCUAUCGGAUAAGAAUGCUAGCUGCUGUACCAUUUU